AUGGCAUCGCAGACCUUGGCCAACAUCGAUAUCGUCACAGCGUUGCGGGAGGUACAUCAGGACUUGAGUGAAGUCCAUCAGUUCUUCAAGCAAUGGACACCGGUCAAGGCAGCGCACCACCAAGGCCAUAUGGUGCUUAUCGAAAGGCUGAUUUCCGAAAUCGAGAACGGUUACUACCCCAACAUGGAACAGGACGAGGUGGAAUAUUGGCGCGCGUAUGCGGACAGCGAAAUGAAAUCGAGAAGUGCCUGCCGACUGUGCACUGCGCCCGAAGAAACACUGGAACUCGCCGCUGCGCAGGAACGACGACGUGGCAUACUUUGGGCCUGGGAAAGGGAUCUCGCACGCUCUUCACUUCGUCCUCUCAAGAUCACCGACCUGCCUCGAGAGCUUCUGCGCAACAUUCUGGACUACUUUGAAGCCCCGGAUCUUCCAAUAUAUCGAUCUAUGGACAUGGUGGAGAUCCCCGGCAGAGAUUCACACAAAGAUACAUGGCAGGCCACGCACUGGCUAAGGAACGUUCAACGCUGCCGACUCACGUGUCGCCUCUUUGACGAAUUGGCCUCGCCGUAUCUGCUCCCGUGGCUCAGGGUUUCGCUAAACGAGGCUUCCCUGCCCCGAGCUACCGAAAUUUCACUUCGGCCGCAUAUUGCCGCAGGUGUCCGCGGUGUUAGGAUCCAGCUGGCGUACUAUUAUCCCGCGCUCGCACAGGACUUUCAAGAGUGGGCAGCGGCCCGAGAGCAGAGAAUGGACGCGUUCGUCAGCCAAAUUUGGGCGAACCACCGUGUAUACCCAAAUCGACCGUGGCGGGAACGGGCCAGAGCACCGACAGGAUGGCACUUGUACGUCGAUGACAACACCCACGAGAAAUAUCCCGAGUUCAACGAGGUCCUUGACAAGUGCCAUGAGGAGUAUUGGCGCAGAUCUGUCGAGCAGUCGAGUCUCCUCGCUGAUGGACGUUUCGUCAACUGUCUUGCUGCAGCCAUGGCCAGAUUUCCACGCUCUGGCAGGGUAGAGUUUACAGACUCCACAGAGUACGAAGACAUCAUAACCCCUACCAGGUACCGGAAGCUCCGCUACUUGCUGGAUAGCCCAGAGGGGUUUUGUCGAUACCUGUGUAGGCCUGACCCGUGGGUGAUGUGGGACACGUCGACAGGUGAUGAAGUCCGCCCAGCGAAGAUCAUGGCCGAGCUACCCGUCGCUAUGUGGAAAGCCGGGGCACGCCUCGAAGAUGUCUGGAUUCAUUGUUUUCCGCACCAAGCGUUUUCCGCGUUGCGACCUGGCCAGAACCAAACGGAUAGCCUGCUGCAGAUUGUUGAGGCGAGGAUUGCCGCCCGCCGACCCUCCGGGUUUCCUCGAGACGCCCUCCCACCAAACAUCAUCAUCAUCGACCGCCGUCUCUCUGCCGCGUCGCCCGCCCCCGUCACAAUGGAUCAUCCGCUCGUGCAGAAAGCCCUGGGCUACAUACGCCAGAUCCCUCCCGUGCCGGAGCAGGUCCAAUUGGGCUUUGCUGCCAUCGGCGCCCUGUACCUCGGGUCCAAGCUCCUGAGCUACCUGUCGCUCCUCCUCAGCGCCUUCGUCUUUGUUGGCCACCCUCUUCGCAGGUAUGGCCGCGCCGGCUCCUGGGCCGUCGUCACGGGCGCCUCGGACGGCCUCGGCAAGGAGUACGCGAUGCAGCUCGCCGCCAAGGGCUUCAACCUCGUCCUCGUCUCGCGAACCCAGUCCAAGCUCGACACCCUCGCCAAGGAGAUCGAGCAGAAAUACCCCGGCAAGGGCCUGCAGGUCAAGACGCUGGCCAUGGACUUUGCCAAGAAUGACGACCGCGACUACGACCUGCUGCGCGAGCUGAUCCGCGGCCUGGACAUUGCGGUGCUCAUCAACAAUGUCGGCCAGAGCCACAGCAUCCCCGUGUCCUUCAUCGAGACGCCCAAGGAGGAGCUGGAGAACAUUGUCACAAUCAACUGCAUCGGCACGCUCAAGGUCACCCAGAUCGUCGCCCCCGUGCUGAAGGCGCGCAAGCACGGCCUGAUCCUGACCAUGGGCUCCUUUGGCGGCUGGACCCCCACCCCGUACCUGGCCACGUACUCGGGCAGCAAGGCCUUCCUCCAGCAGUGGAGCAAUGCCCUCGCUUCUGAGCUGGCUGACGACCACGUUGACGUCUACCUGGUCCUGAGCCACCUCGUCACUACGGCCAUGAGCAAGGUCCGCCGCCCCAGCCUGCUCAUCCCCAACGCGCGCAACUUUGUCAAGUCGGCCCUGGGCAAGAUUGGUCUUGGAGGCUACCAGACCGCGCCCAACACUUACACCCCCUGGUGGAGCCACGCCGUUAUGCUGUGGCUUAUCGAGAACGUUCCCGGUGUCAAUAGCCCGAUCACCAUCUGGUACAACAAGAAGAUGCACGUUGACAUCCGCAAGAGGGCCCUGCGCAAGCGGGAGCGCGAGGCCAAGAAGCAGUAA
Molecule: messenger RNA, 2457 nt
Organism: Purpureocillium lilacinum
Lineage: Eukaryota; Fungi; Ascomycota; Sordariomycetes; Hypocreales; Ophiocordycipitaceae
Biological process (GO): fatty acid elongation
Cellular component (GO): endoplasmic reticulum
Molecular function (GO): ketoreductase activity
Source: RefSeq, a predicted model, not a curated record